GCCAUUCAUCCCUCUCCACAUAUCGACAGGAUCUGCCACAUCGUUGCAUUGGAUAAAGUCAAUUCAAGCCUCGCCCAUUCUCCCUGACAAUCCUCUUAUCUUUACGAGUUGCUGUUUGAAGUGCAAUUGUGUAUUCAGUGUCCUUACAUCUGGCCUUGACGCCCGCCCCAAUUUCUUCAACCCACGUUCUCCAACGGCCAGAACGCCAACGAACUUUCUGGGGUAUACAGUGCACUCUUUCUGGCUCUUUCGUUCCCCAACCAUCACGCGACAUCAAGUGCUGUCGCCUAGCAUGUGCUUCUACGCCCGCCAUUUCCAGUCAAUGAUCAAGUUCUGGUUGGAUCCUCAGGCGACAGUCUUCAAUUGAAGCGGAGCAAGUCGUCGAUCAAACCAUGGCCGUCACCGACAUGAUGCAUCGCUUCUCACGCUCUCGCGGAGAAUCUCAAGAACCCGAACGCAACGAAGCACCCGUACCCUCGACACGUAGUCUCUCACUUUUAUUUCCACCUAGAGAGUCCUACGACCGUGCCAACAAUACAAAGAUCUCAUCGAAUACACCAAAUGAACCUCUCUACGACCAGGACACGACCAUCACAUUUCCGCUCUCGCCGGACGAGGAGCCUAGAAUAAUAAUCGCCCAAGAUGACACUGGUGUCUCAAUCGAUCGCCUCCUCUUCGACUCUCAAUGGACCCGCAAGACCAGCAGGGUCAAGACCGACGACUCCAACGGGGAGUCAAAGAAUUUUUCUUCCAGGCCGUCUUCAUCCGUCGGCCCACAAUCGCCAACGAGCAGUGGUUUCCUUCGAAGUCAGCAAUCCCGUGGCCAUAGAUCCACCAUUUCUGUUGUGCCAGAGCGUAAUGGAUCCCCGCCGACCCGUCCGUCGAUGCCGCGCCUCGACUCAACUUUCGUCCCUUCCACUCAGUUCCGCCGUACCCCUACAACGGCCUCACUUGCAGAUUCUCGCAAAGACAUCAACAGCCCUGUUGAGAAUACCGCCGAAGAGAUGGAUUCUUGGCUGGACUGCAUGUUUGGCAAAGCGCCGAUGAGAUACAAGGGACCUGUUACGAAGUUACACCAUGUUCAGCGCCAACCGCCAGACGAGCCGCAGGACCUCCGCCCAAAGUCGUCUCCACGUAGUGGAUUUGGCUCAUACCAAGCAAAGGACAGCUCGCCCUUGAGACCCAGCUCUACUGUCUCGAUCAAGAGAAGGAAGGACGCUUUGCUCCUGUGCACAACUUUUGCUGUCAACAUGCACGACGAAGAUCUUCCCGAGCAAUUACAACAGGCCGCAUCGAGUCAUGGAUCACAUCAAUCAUGUCCACGGAAAAAGCGCUUCAGCACACCUAUGUUUGGCGUGGCUAUCCUUCUACCCCUGAAGAAUGGCAAUGCGUCCAGUGACAAGAAACGGUCACAAGGACACCUUUCCGACCAGACCGAUCCUGUUCAGGCCAUCCUUGAUGAUUGGCACAUAUUUGCCAGGGCUCUUGAUGCCCUGAGAACAACCACUCUCGUACACAUUCAGCAAAGGCUUAAGAUAAAGGCCGAGGCCCUAGCACGGUCCAAGACUGCUGUAUCGCGUACAGUCCCGCGCUUAGUCAAGCUUGAGCCAAGUGCGUUCGAGCAUACUUCACAGAUCCUCGAGAUGUCCUCGUCAGUUAUAGAUCGCAUCGUCCGUAGCUACCAAGUACUACAAGCUGGACCACAACGUGACUGGAGCAUCUGGAGAGAUGAACUACGCGACUACACUCGCGUCUCGCAAGAUGCUGAUUCAAAGAGAGGCUUCUUCAACCUGCACAAGAUCAACUUUAUGCAGGCAGCCUUGACUGCCGCUUUGGGUGUAGAUCUUGGCUGGCUCAACAUCUUCGCCCCUCCACAGCAUCAGGCUCGAUUACGCGAGGAACGUCAGAAAAGCCGAACGACUUUUGAUCAGGCUCAGAACCGUACAGUCAUUGUAAGCAUGGAUCAGAACAAGGCUCGCAAUCUCAUCUUCAUCUUCGCGAAGCUAUUCCCUUGUCCUGCGUCAGAGGCACAAUUCGAAAGCUUGAGACGUUCUUCGUCGAGUAGUCUGAAUUCUGCCAAGAAAUGUGUUUCGGCUCUCACGCAGGGCUUGAAAAGCGUAGAAUAUGCUUCGGACGAAAGCCAAACGAAACCACACACGGUCGAGUAUACGAGCAAGUAUAACGUCAAGGACGCACCUAGAACGCCGACAAUAUUCGAGCCGAUGCUACAUGCCUCGCCUGGCUCUUCUCCGACCAAGACUCUGGCUAUCAACAACUUAGCAUCGUCAACCCGUAAAUCUAGUAUAGUCAAUACUUCCGGUAAGAUCGACAUAUCGGGUAAGGCCACCAUGGCUGUACCAAUCAGUGCGCCGACUUCGGGUCGCAACACACCCUCUGGCUCUCCAGAGACUCGUCCUGGUAGUAGUCUAAAUGCACAGGGAGAUCUCAUGCGCCAUCUGCAACGCGCGAGCAGUAGCACUACGAGUAACGGCAGUACCGAUUAUACGAGCCUGUGGAACAGCCUCAGAAGCAGCACCCGGAGUCUCAAACCUCGUCGCGAGUCUUCGCUGACUGAGAGGAGUGACAGCUUCACCAGCAGUGGUCAGCGUGAGCAACCCCCUGGCAUUUUGAAGACUAGCAAAAGCUUUGCUGCGCGCCAGAGCUCCAACAAAUUGGUACGCAUGGUUGAAGAGGUGCACGGUAUAGAGGAAGCCGAUGAGAAGAACGGUCAACCAAACUUGAGACGAAAAAAAGGUCCACCACGCAUAUCGCCAAUAACCAUGGCCCACAAGACCUCCGCCUUGCAGUUUGAUCCACCAACCUCUGACUAUGCCGGGAUAGCCUAUACCUAUAACCAGGACGAAGGUAUAGUCGAUGUCGACUUCCCGGGCUGCACUCCCAUAGCCAGUGUGGUCCGCAACCCCUCUCCUAAAGUGCCUAGGUUCAAGGUUCCAAGCAACAGAGGCCAAUUUCCUCUCCAGAAGUUCAGUACGGUCGAGGCUAGCCCAGUAACGGAGACUCACAACUGUCAAGGACUUGCACGAUACGAUAGGAUUGCUGGAUAUCUUGGGAAGUUUCACCCUGAUUUUGCUUUACAAGCCACGAGGCCUUAUGCAGAGCUGGUUGACGAAGUCAAGUGCGCAAUGCGGGCUGAACCAUCACCCAUGGUUGAGCCAUCAGAGAACCUGAGAGUCUUUAGCCAGGAAACAUGGAUCGAUGUUUGCUCGACGGUCUUUAUGGAUGCUGAGGCUCUGACAGUGAGGAAGUUGAUCCUCCGUAGACGCGUGCGAUACAAGUUGAUUGUACCUGAUGACUCGCCUAAUUUUCCGAGGCAACAUGCCGCAGUUAAUGGAAGAAAGCAGUCGACCUGCUCUUCUAACGGCAGUGGGUCGGACCAAGACAGUCAGAUCAAGGUCAUCAAAUCAGAUGACAUGGACUCGAUCAAGCGCACAUACAAGCGCAAUGAUAACGGUCAGAAGACUGGGUUCCGCGAUCAACGGAUCUUGAAGACGGAUCUUCCUAACGCCGGCUCGGCUGAAGGUGUACUCAACAACCAUGUUGCUGGCCGCCACUCGAUCGACGCUCUUGGAAACGUUCUCUCCGAGAAGGGUGAUAAUGUGGAGACUCAUUCAUCAAGUGCGCAAUCUUCGCAUACCAAUGGAAGUCGAGUAGACUCGCCCAUGAUGAUUAAGGACCAAUCUGCACUUCUGGAUCAUCGCCCGAGCGCUACCGUCGUCGUUGGUGAAGAUCUAUCUGAGUUCAUCGAGCACCGCAAGACCAAUAGCUUCCCUGCAAAAGAAGCCGCAGCAGUGGUCACAGCUACGAAGCGAGUGCCAAUCCACAACAAAGAAGGCAAAAUCAGUGGCUGGAAAGAGGUUUGCACAAACAAACCUGACGAACCUGGACUGAACGAUUUGCCCACUGGCUUCGUCGAAAAGCGUCGCGAUAAAGCAGCAGCGAUUGUAGAAUGUCAGACGUUGGCCGAGAAAUUCGACGAAGAAACGAUCAGUAAGCCUGAUUCUGCAAUCGUCGGUCUCUUACAGCAGAUGCUCGCCACGAGCGAGACGCGUUCACGCGCAGAUUCUCGUGCAAACUCGGUACACAGCCGUGCGCCUAGUCGUUCCAACUCCAUUAGCGGAUCUGGUCUUACCGAGCUCCAGUACGAGAGCAAGAAGAUCAUUGAAGAUGCUCUCGAGGGUCUUGUCAGUGCUGUGGCUUCCGACAAGUAUACCUCCAACAACGCUUCUUCUGGUGGGUUGUUCAGCUUUGCCAGAAGUGCAGUGUCUACCCCCGAACCUUCUUUCCUUCGACAAAGCAUCUCUAAGUGGAUGUAUGGAGAUGCUUGAGAGAAAUUUUGCCAACCUGUGGCCUCCACUCACCAUUAAUUUCUUCCUUCACACCCCUUCCGCUUGAUUGCUACAACCCUAUGGCCAGCGUCCGAUACGCAUGGCCAUAGUUCUUUCUCUUUGCAAAUCGCAUAGCAUGUAUUAGUAGAUCUCCCUUCUUCCAGUGGCAUAGUAUUCAGCGCGUUUUGUUUUCUUGCUCUUGUUCUACACAGCUCAAUCGGCUGGUACUCGAAUGGCUACUACCCUUUUACUUCUUGAC
Messenger RNA from Aureobasidium subglaciale EXF-2481, 4605 nucleotides. RefSeq lists its product as uncharacterized. The transcript has a single exon. The coding region runs from base 393 to 4346 and encodes 1317 amino acids. Gene Ontology annotation, molecular function: protein-folding chaperone binding; ATPase inhibitor activity. The record is from RefSeq and is a predicted model, not a curated record. NCBI's taxonomy places the organism in Eukaryota, Fungi, Ascomycota, Dothideomycetes, Dothideales, Saccotheciaceae. Gene Ontology annotation, cellular component: cytoplasm.